GGCAACCAUGGGCCUACAAUCCUGAGACUGUUGAGAUGCCGCUUCCUGCGGUGAAGCUACCAGCGCAGACUCGCCCAAAGAAAUCCAUGAGAGCGUAUAGCCUUUACACAUUCUAAUAUGCAAGACGACAAUCCACGCAAAAUACCCACCGAUGGGACGGGAUCGUCGAAUUCUCCACUAGACUCGUUACUGUCUCCCAAAGAUCCUGCAUUUGCCACGUUACCCUCAAGGGAAUCGCUUGCUGAAUCUAGUUUCAACGAAGUAAACCUGGAAGACGACUCACGAUUUUCUACAGUACCGCUGUCCGGCCACAACAGCUUACUUUCUGUUUCUUCUGACCAGUCUGCCUUAUCUAAGGCUGAGCGUCGGACUACGAUCCAUGCAGCUUUCGCUAACACCAUACCGCCUUCGCGGCCCAAACAUGCUGCUCACAAAAAAUCAGCUUCCAGUGUUAUUUUCCGACCGUCAUCCACAAGCCUGCCCUUUGUUUUGUCUCGUCUGGGGAUACAGAAGGGUGAAGACGAAAGUGACUUGGGCAGUCCGAAAUUCAACUCUGAUGGUCAACAUAAAUUACACGAGGAGUUCCUUCGUUUACACAAUGAACGUCGGAAACAAGUAGAAGCUGAGGUAGAUAGCGUUAUCGAUUGGGAUUUCUGGGGAAGUGUAAUAUCAGACUAUCAAAAGUUCGCGGCGGAUAAUCCGGAAAGUCUAGCCAAAGCUAUAGAGAAGGGUAUCCCCGAUACUUUGCGUGGAAUGAUGUGGCAGUUAAUGGCAGCAUCUAAAGACACGGAGCUCGAGGAUACAUACCUGAAACUGCUGAAAGAGACCAGUCCUCACGAGAAAGCAAUAACGCGUGAUCUGGGAAGAACUUUCCCUCACCAUGAGUUCUUCACAGAUGGACAAGGCAUUGGUCAAGAAAAUCUAUUUAAUGUUCUCAAAGCAUAUUCAUUGUACGAUACGCAAGUAGGCUAUUGUCAAGGGUUGCCAUUUGUUGUAGCAAUUCUCCUCCUGAACAUGCCGGACGAGGAAGCAUUUUCACUUCUGGUGCGGUUAAUGCAUUCGUAUGACCUUAGAGGUCAUUUCCUACCUGAAAUGCCAAAAUUACAACUACGUUUAUUCGAUCGCUUGGUCGAGGAACUACUCCCUGUAUUGCAUGUACACUUCCUGCGGCAAGGGAUCAAGUCUAGUAUGUUUGCUUCUCAGUGGUUUCUUACACUUUUCAGCUAUCGCUUUCCUCUGGACAUUGUAUUCCGAAUAUACGACAAUUGUCUUGCCAGCGGUAUCGAAGCUAUCUUCGCAUUCAGUAUAGUAUUACUGCACAAAAAUGAAGAAGCACUUCUGCAACUUAAAUUUGACGAUAUUCUGACCUUCCUGAAGGCGCGCGUGUUCGACAAAUACAAGAUAGAGUCAACGGAUUCGAGUACACUCGAAGCACAAGAUGACAAACACACUAAGUAUAGAGUAGAUGAAUUUGUACAGGACGCUAUAUCUUUGAAAGUUACCCCUUUCAUGCUAGAUGCAUAUUCUCAUGAAUAUGAGGAUCAUGUUCGCACUCGCGAGGCCCAUGCAAUCGAGGUGGACACGUUGCGGAAUCAUAAUCGCAAUUUAUCAGCCCAAGUGAAACAUUUAGAGAAUGAUCUCGCGCAGCUGAAUACUGAGCAUGUCGAACUUUUGAAUGAACUCGUCAUGGCUCGUCUACGGAACGAAGAGAUGGAAAGUGAGCUAGUGCGAUACAAGCUACUUUAUGCAGAAGCAAUGCAUGAAAAUGAAGACGCAAUGUCCUGCAAUCGUCGCUCCGCCUCUACUUUCUUAAGCAAGAGAGGAAGUAGCUGACUUUGGUUCGCAUGAACAUACAUUUAUAGCAGGUUCUCAAUAGCAUUUAUCGAACCUCCCGAAAUUCACAUUCAACCCGCACCAUUAUCGCACAUUGUAAACGAGACACUGCUUGGAUUUGAGUCAAA
Molecule: messenger RNA, 1961 nt
Organism: Serpula lacrymans var. lacrymans S7.9
Lineage: Eukaryota; Fungi; Basidiomycota; Agaricomycetes; Boletales; Serpulaceae
Exons: 13
Coding region: 118-1833 (571 amino acids)
Source: RefSeq, a predicted model, not a curated record